Molecule: messenger RNA, 6862 nt
Organism: Mesocricetus auratus (golden hamster)
Lineage: Eukaryota; Metazoa; Chordata; Mammalia; Rodentia; Cricetidae
Gene: Atp2b3
Product: ATPase plasma membrane Ca2+ transporting 3
Exons: 22
Coding region: 437-4186 (1249 amino acids)
Biological process (GO): regulation of cytosolic calcium ion concentration; calcium ion transmembrane transport
Cellular component (GO): membrane; intracellular membrane-bounded organelle
Molecular function (GO): P-type calcium transporter activity; ATP binding; ATP hydrolysis activity
Source: RefSeq, a predicted model, not a curated record
CCACCACCACCAUCACCACCGCCACCACCGGCUCCCUUCCUCCCCCACCCCUUCCCCCCCUCCCUCCUUGCUUAGAGCUGCGGCUGGAGUCAAGCGCACAGCGUCGCCUGCCGCUGCUGGUGCGGAGCUUGGGGAGCAUUCAGCCACAGCCCUCGCCUGCCGCGGAGGGUCCUGCUCCGCACUGCUGGUCAGGCUGCUCCGUGCCCAGGCCUUUCCGUCCUUGGAGCGGAUCGUUGGCCGCCGGGCACCCUCCAGCAGCGACAGCGACAGCCAGAGCAGAGGCCGCAGUGGCGGCUGUGCCCAUGCCGGGGUGUUCACACUUAGCCUCUUUCCCACCACCACCUUGCCUCACCUCAGCACUGGGAUCGUAGGUGGCCACCUGUCCCUAGCUGCAACUGAGUCAAAGCUGCACCUGUGAGAAGGCCUGACAGACAAGAUGGGUGACAUGGCGAACAGUUCCAUCGAGUUCCACCCCAAGCCCCAGCAACAGCGGGAAGUGCCCCAUGUGGGUGGCUUUGGGUGCACACUAGCAGAGCUACGCAGCCUCAUGGAGCUCCGAGGUGCCGAGGCACUGCAGAAGAUUCAGGAAGCCUAUGGAGACGUCAGUGGGCUGUGCAGGAGGCUGAAGACCUCUCCUACUGAGGGCCUGGCAGACAACACCAAUGACUUGGAGAAACGCAGGCAGAUCUAUGGGCAGAACUUCAUCCCCCCCAAGCAGCCCAAGACCUUCCUGCAGCUGGUGUGGGAAGCCCUGCAGGACGUGACUCUCAUCAUCCUUGAGGUGGCUGCCAUUGUCUCCCUGGGCCUCUCCUUCUAUGCACCACCUGGAGAGGAAAGUGAAGCCUGCGGGAAUGUGUCUGGUGGGGCAGAGGAUGAGGGAGAGGCCGAAGCUGGCUGGAUCGAGGGGGCUGCCAUCCUACUCUCUGUCAUCUGUGUCGUGCUGGUCACAGCCUUCAAUGACUGGAGCAAGGAAAAGCAGUUCCGAGGUCUUCAGAGCCGUAUUGAACAGGAGCAGAAGUUUACUGUCAUCCGAAAUGGGCAGCUCCUCCAGGUCCCAGUGGCAGCACUGGUGGUGGGGGACAUUGCCCAGGUCAAAUACGGAGACCUUCUGCCUGCUGAUGGUGUGCUCAUCCAAGGCAAUGACCUCAAGAUUGACGAAAGCUCCCUGACUGGCGAGUCGGACCAUGUGCGCAAAUCAGCAGACAAAGAUCCUAUGUUGCUCUCAGGCACUCAUGUCAUGGAAGGUUCUGGAAGAAUGGUGGUAACAGCUGUUGGUGUGAACUCCCAGACAGGCAUCAUCUUUACAUUGCUUGGAGCUGGUGGAGAGGAGGAGGAGAAGAAAGACAAAAAAGGCAAGCAGCAGGAUGGGGCGAUGGACAGUAACCAAACCAGAGCUAAGAAGCAAGAUGGGGCUGUUGCUAUGGAAAUGCAACCCCUGAAGAGUGCUGAGGGUGGGGAAAUGGAGGAGCGAGAAAAGAAGAAAGCCAACAUACCCAAGAAGGAGAAGUCAGUUCUGCAAGGGAAGCUCACAAAACUGGCUGUGCAGAUUGGGAAAGCAGGAUUAGUGAUGUCUGCCAUCACUGUUAUCAUCCUGGUCCUCUACUUUGUGAUUGAGACCUUCGUCGUGGAUGGCCGGGUGUGGCUGGCAGAAUGCACACCUGUCUAUGUGCAGUACUUUGUGAAGUUCUUCAUUAUCGGAGUCACUGUGUUGGUUGUAGCUGUCCCUGAGGGCCUGCCUCUUGCUGUCACUAUCUCCUUGGCUUACUCUGUCAAGAAAAUGAUGAAGGACAACAACCUAGUACGCCACCUGGAUGCCUGUGAGACCAUGGGCAAUGCUACGGCCAUCUGUUCUGACAAGACCGGCACACUCACCACCAACCGCAUGACCGUGGUCCAGUCCUACCUAGGAGACACCCACUACAAAGAAAUUCCAGCUCCCAGUGCCCUGACCCCCAAGAACCUUGACCUUCUGGUCCAUGCCAUCUCCAUCAACAGUGCCUACACCACCAAAAUACUACCUCCAGAGAAGGAAGGCGCUCUCCCACGCCAAGUGGGCAACAAAACGGAGUGUGCUCUGUUGGGCUUUAUCCUGGACCUGAAACAAGACUUCCAAUCUGUACGGGAGCAGAUUCCAGAAGAUAAACUUUACAAAGUGUACACCUUCAACUCUGUCCGCAAGUCCAUGAGCACAGUUAUCCGCAUGCCUGAUGGUGGCUUCCGCCUCUUCAGCAAGGGAGCCUCAGAGAUCCUGCUCAAAAAGUGUACCAACAUCUUAAACAGCAACGGUGAACUCCGAGGAUUCCGUCCUCGGGACCGGGAUGACAUGGUGAAGAAGAUCAUUGAGCCUAUGGCUUGUGAUGGCCUCCGUACUAUCUGCAUUGCGUACAGGGACUUCUCUGCGAUCCAGGAGCCCAACUGGGAAAACGAGAAUGAGGUGGUGGGUGACCUUACCUGCAUAGCUGUCGUGGGCAUCGAGGAUCCUGUGCGACCUGAGGUCCCUGAAGCCAUUCGCAAAUGCCAGCGUGCUGGCAUAACAGUCCGUAUGGUGACUGGAGACAACAUCAACACUGCCCGGGCAAUUGCAGCUAAGUGUGGCAUCAUUCAGCCAGGUGAAGAUUUCCUGUGCUUGGAGGGGAAGGAAUUCAACAGAAGGAUUCGAAACGAGAAAGGCGAGAUAGAACAGGAGCGGCUGGACAAGGUGUGGCCCAAGCUGCGGGUGCUCGCCCGGUCAUCUCCCACUGACAAACACACUCUGGUCAAAGGCAUUAUCGACAGCACAACUGGUGAGCAGCGGCAGGUGGUGGCUGUAACUGGGGAUGGCACCAACGAUGGGCCAGCUCUCAAAAAGGCAGAUGUUGGCUUUGCCAUGGGUAUUGCAGGCACUGACGUGGCCAAGGAGGCCUCUGACAUCAUCCUGACUGAUGACAACUUCACCAGCAUUGUCAAGGCAGUCAUGUGGGGCCGCAACGUCUACGACAGUAUUUCCAAAUUCCUGCAGUUUCAGUUGACAGUCAAUGUGGUAGCUGUGAUUGUAGCCUUCACGGGUGCCUGCAUCACUCAGGACUCUCCUCUCAAAGCUGUGCAGAUGCUGUGGGUGAACUUGAUCAUGGACACAUUUGCCUCACUUGCCCUGGCGACAGAGCCCCCAAAUGAGUCACUGCUGCUGCGGAAGCCGUAUGGCCGGGACAAGCCCCUCAUCUCACGUACCAUGAUGAAGAACAUCCUUGGCCAUGCUGUCUACCAGCUCACUAUCAUCUUUACCUUGCUCUUUGUUGGAGAGCUCUUCUUUGAUAUUGACAGUGGAAGGAACGCACCCCUGCACUCGCCACCCUCAGAGCACUAUACCAUCAUUUUCAACACCUUCGUCAUGAUGCAGCUUUUCAAUGAAAUCAAUGCUCGCAAGAUCCAUGGUGAGAGGAAUGUCUUUGAUGGCAUCUUCAGCAACCCCAUCUUCUGCACUAUUGUCCUGGGCACCUUUGGAAUUCAGAUUGUCAUCGUCCAGUUUGGUGGGAAGCCAUUCAGCUGUUCCCCGUUGUCCACAGAACAGUGGCUCUGGUGCCUAUUUGUUGGUGUUGGGGAGCUGGUCUGGGGACAGGUCAUUGCCACCAUCCCCACCAGCCAGCUCAAGUGCCUGAAGGAAGCAGGGCAUGGGCCUGGGAAAGACGAGAUGACUGAUGAGGAGCUGGCCGAAGGGGAGGAGGAAAUCGACCAUGCUGAGCGAGAGCUCCGCAGGGGCCAGAUCCUCUGGUUCCGGGGCCUCAACCGGAUCCAGACACAGAUGGAGGUAGUGAGUACCUUCAAGAGAAGCGGGUCAUUUCAGGGUGCUGUGCGCCGGCGGUCUUCGGUCCUCAGCCAGCUCCAUGACAUCCGGGUGGUGAAAGCAUUCCGUAGCUCGCUUUAUGAAGGCCUUGAGAAACCAGAAUCCAAGAGCUGCAUCCAUAACUUCAUGGCAACGCCCGAGUUUCUGAUCAAUGACUACACCCACAACAUCCCACUCAUCGAUGACACGGAUGUGGAUGAGAAUGAAGAGCGACUGAGGGCCCCGCCUCCCUCACCCCCUAACCAGAACAACAAUGCCAUAGACAGCGGCAUCUACCUGACCACGCAUGCCACCAAGUCAGCUACCUCUUCAGCAUUCUCUUCUAGGCCCGGGAGCCCACUCCACAGCAUGGAGACAUCCCUCUAACCAGAACUUCUUUCAGCACACACAUACACAUACAUGUGCACACGCACAUACACAUACACACACAUACACGUAAUGACACAUGCACAGAUAUGUGCAUGUACACACAGAGAGGGAAACUGUGCACCUGCCAAAGAGGAAAAAUCUGCUAAAGAGAUUAAAGACUUUUCUUAUGUGGUAUUUGCAAGAAGCAAAUUGCAUUUAAUAAUGGCACAGACCACUAGGCUUCUCACCAGGCACUCAGGAGGUGGAGGAAGGAGGAAGAAGGAAAAGGAAGGAGAGGAAGUUCUUCACCCAAUGUGAAGAAAAAAAAGGGAGCAUGAAACAGGAUGUGCUUUCCACCUUUUUUUUUCCUAGUGAUGCUUCUUGUUUAACAAAUACUAGUUCCACCAUGUGUUCACUAUUUGAGGUGUGCAGCGUGGUAGGAGCUAGCUGAGCCUAGAGGCCACUGGAGGGAGCCACCUGCAAAGGUACCUUCUACUGCAAAGUACACUAAACCCAUCUGCAGACCGCAUGUGUGUACGUGUGUCUAUAUGUAUGUGUGUUUAUAUGCAUAUACAUACAUAUGGCAAAAUGCAUAUUUCAAGAAUAAGGAAUUAUUUAUCGGCAUGAUAUUUCCAUUCCUCUCACAAGGCAUUUUUCCUUUCAAAGUUUCAUUUUUUAAUGUAGCAAGGUUCUUUCCAGGGAACAAGGUUGCAAGAACAUCCUCUUGGUACCGUACUUCCCUCCCCAAGCCCCUGACCAGAGAAUCUCCAUGCCUGACCCUGCUGAGAUUCCAGAGGAGGCAGUCUGGGGAGUUGUGCAAGGCCUGGAAGCCCUUUACAACCUCUACCUGUAGAGGAAAAAGACUUUUCAAUAGCAUUUUUAUUUAAAAGGAAAAUACCAAAGUAUUGAUGACAGUGGUCUCCUCUAAUGUGAAGCAAAGCAAGUUUUGGUUUUGGCUUCCUUCCACUUCAUUUCCAACACCUUCAUUUUGCCUGGUGGCUUUCUUUUUCCAGCUUUGAAAGCAUGACGAACUCUAGGAACAGCUGCAAUAGAGCAGAGACAGAUGCCAGGCCUAACUUCUACAGAGACCACCUGAGGAAGAGGGGUCAUCAGAACCAAAACCCCAACUGCAAGGACAGUCCAGGUUCAUCUCUGUCAUUCCUCUAGAUUUGCACUUUGUGUUUUGGCAAAUAACAGAGAGUACUUACUAGACCACCUCUGUGUCUGACAGGGCAUGGGCGUGACACCCACCAAAGCAUGCUUCCAACCCAGAUCUUCUUGCCUACAGGGCAAAUACAACCCAGAAGGCAACACUAUGGAAGCAACCUCUUGGGAAAAUGGCCUUCAUCACUGUUGCCAUUGCUCUGUUCUUGCUGGUGGCUCUUCUGGGCCUGUGGGGACUGAGCACAGGAUCCGCAGGGCUUGGGUCCACCUAGACAGGUGAGGCUAGGAAAACUAGGUCUAGGCACCAGGAGCCUAUUCUAGCAGUGUGGGCACCCACUGUGCCAAGCCUGAGUGAUAACCUGAGGGAAGAAAGCAGAGAGAGGUCUAAUGUCUGCUGCCCUGUAGGGAAACCCAAGUUAAUGAGUAUCUUCCUACUGGAAAGCUGACCCUCCCCUGUGCUCCUAGGUCCUGAAUCUGGACAACCACAAUGACACAAGUGAAAGGGACAGCAUCCUGCCCUUGAGGUUCCUUCACCUUCUGAACUUAUGGGUGUCACACUUUACAGGAAGAUGUCUAGAAUAUUAACUCCAUCCAACGAGAGUGCCUGUCACCUGGGCCUGAGGUUUUAUGCCAGGAGACAGAUGUGAGCUAAGGAUGGAGGGAGCUGCAUUUGCCCCCACUCUCAUUCCACACCACUCCCACAGAAAGCUUGUCUCAUCUCCCUGGCAUCUGCACAAAAUCAAGUGGAGAUGUGCUUUGUCCUCACUGGUCACACCAAUGCCAUGUCACCCCUGAGCAGGAGUAGUCAUAUCUCGGGCAAAAGAAUUAUGGUUACAAGAGAAACUCCACUUUAAAAUGCCAGCUACAGAUCAUUUAAAGCCAUCCUUUUUUCUAAAGGGCAUAUUGAGAAUGUUUCCCAUUUGUAAAUUGUUCCCUGAUGUCCUUGUUUAAAACACCACAACAAAAGGGCAACUUGGCUUGCUGAGGGUCUUUGUGUUAUUCAACAAGAAAUCAAAAUGUGGAGUAUUGCAGCUGAAGUAGGUCAGCUGUGUCCAGCUAAGUUCAUGGGCUUCUUGUCAUCUUCUGUUGUAGACACACAGAUAGAGCAAAUGGCCACUAUAUAUUAAAGAGCCAACCCUCAAUGCUGCUGUGUAAAGUUGCCUGAUGUCAGUGUCGACUGUGUGAUACCCAGGUUGCCUUUGUACUGAACUGUGGGGUUCAGAAAAGGCCAUGGGAACCUGCACCAUCUGUUCUGGUUCUUGUACAGUCUUCAGGCCAAGAGACCUGUCUCAUCGGAAGCUUCUCUUUAUAAAGCAUCUUGCUAUUCGGAAUGGCUUGGUCAACUGUGUUCAGUUCAUAAAUAUGUUUUACAUUUUUAUCUGCCUGUUAUAAAGAUGAACAAAAUAUCUUAAUGAGAAAGACCACAGAUGUAUAAUAAAUUAAAGUCUGUAGUUGAAUUUCUUAAUUUAAAGAAUAAACCAAAAUUUCUGUGUAUUAAAAAAUGAAAAAAAAAAAGGCUCCUACAAUCUU